UGUCCGCCUGUGCGCGCAGUAUACCUCAUUAUUUUGCUUGAUUAAUUAUUUUCUCAAUGAAUACUAUAUAGUGUGUUUUAACUUGACGUGCCGAAGAGAACAGAAAGUGCUUCUCUUGUCUACGAUGGAUGGACUCAGCUUACAAAAAAGUGCAGAUUUGUACGGCUUGCCAAUUCAAUAGGAGAUCUAUACAACUUCCGUCCAGGUCUCAACAAUGUUCCCUUUGUUGGCAAUGGUAAGCUGCGAAAUCGCAUAGCUAACCAAGGCGAAGUAGCGUCAGAUGGGGAAUUUCCUUAUCAAGUAUCAAUUCAGUGGGAUUAUCCGGAAACCCACAUGCACAUGUGUGGUGGUUCGCUUAUUUCGACAAUCCAUGUGCUAACAGCAGCUCACUGUUUUCAAGAGGACAUUGAUGCUGGUGCGUUCUCGAUACCUGUUAGUGUCGAAGUAGGUUCAACAGUUAUAGGACAAGGACAGAGGUUCGGAAUCAAAAGAGUAUCAUACUAUGCUGGUUACGGGAAUCGUUUGUCAGGAAAAUCAAACGAAAAUGACAUCGGUGUGGUCCACCUUUCAUCGCCCGUCACAAUCUCAAGUACAGUGGCUACAAUAAACUUGCCAGCACCCUAUACACCGGUUCUUCCACUAACUCCAGUAAUUCUGACUGGUUUUGGCACUUGGUACUUUGGAACUUCCAAGGUAUCAGGUCCAAUGUCACCAGUGCUCAAGAGAUUGGAUGCUGUGAUUGUAUCCACAACUGAGUGCGAUCAAUAUUAUAAGGAAAAAAUGGGAAGUUACGUGAGUUCUGAUAAAAUUUGCGCAAAGAGAGGGCCAGGAUAUGGCGCGUGCAGGGGUGACAGUGGUGGUCCCCUAGUAGACAGCACGAAAAGCAUAGUCCUUGGUGUCGUCUCCGGCGGCGAUGCAGAGUGUUCUAACGGGCAACCAGAUACCUACACUGAUGUAUCCCAAUUCAUUCCCUAUAUUUAUGAAGAACUAUACUAUGUCCCAGGGACUGUUAAUCAACAUCCAGCAAUCAAUAUAGAAUGGUCUAUACAGCAAAAUUCAAUUCCAACAAACCAAAUUUAUUUGUCUCAAAACCAAUAUCCUACAUAUUGGUUGGGAUACCAAUAAUCGUAACUCUUAGCGAACGGAUUAACAAACGCUGUAAAUUCUUAGAUUAAUAACUUAUGAUUGUGAUAUAAUACUUUUUCUUCUACCUGAUAAAAUUUCUUUUUAUAAAUACGUAUAUUUUUUUAUUAUUAAGAAAUAAAAUCAAGAAAAAAUUAUCUAAAUGGUGAUGCAAUGUUUAAAUAAAACUUUUAAAUUUCUUUUUUAAUGGCACUUGCUGUCUACGGAAAAUUGAUUCAAUUAAGAGAAAUCCUGUUAAAAUUAACAAAAUUAAUGUAUUUGUUUUUAUUCUUAAUUUGUUUUGCGUAAAAAGAGGAAAAGUAAGGAUAGAAUCGAAGAUUUUCAAAUACUGCAAGUAGAAAAAUGGCGUAUUCGCUUCUUAAACGUAACGUAGAUGAGUUCGAAGUCAAAUCUUUAUCUUUGAAAUAAACUUUGAAAUAUCUAGUUAUAAAUUUUAAACAAGAAAGAUCUCAUUUAUUCACGAAUAAAAAAAUGUUAUCAAGAAAUAUUUUGUAUAAAGAU
Phymastichus coffea is the source of this 1644-nucleotide messenger RNA. Its product is annotated as clotting factor B-like. The record is from RefSeq and is a predicted model, not a curated record. The transcript has 4 exons. Gene Ontology annotation, biological process: proteolysis. NCBI's taxonomy places the organism in Eukaryota, Metazoa, Arthropoda, Insecta, Hymenoptera, Eulophidae. Bases 334 to 1125 code for a protein of 263 amino acids. Gene Ontology annotation, molecular function: serine-type endopeptidase activity.